Messenger RNA from Asterias rubens (European starfish), 2347 nucleotides. Its product is annotated as aqualysin-1-like. Gene Ontology annotation, molecular function: serine-type endopeptidase activity. The record is from RefSeq and is a predicted model, not a curated record. Gene Ontology annotation, biological process: proteolysis. Lineage: Eukaryota; Metazoa; Echinodermata; Asteroidea; Forcipulatida; Asteriidae. The transcript is spliced from 9 exons. Bases 134 to 1282 code for a protein of 382 amino acids.
UAUUUUAAUGUCGAGAAAGUUGUAUAAAAUUCGAGGCAGACAACCACUUGCCGCAGUGGAGUUUUGUGAAUGAGAGCGUGUUGAUUCCACUUGGUGCAAGUCGUCAUACGCAUAAGUCCACGUGAGAGACAUCAUGAAGAUUUGGAUUUUGACGCUAUUUGUGGCGAGUUGUAACGCCGUUCACAAAGCGCCAUUUCUGACGGCAGCCAGAGGCGGGUAUAGAGUUCACGGAAAGUAUCUAAUCAAAUUAAAGGAUGAUUCCAAUGUAAAUGGAUUUUUGUCAGUAAUGCGUGGCCAAGACAGUAGAGCUUUUCGUACUGGACAAGCCAGGAUUACGGCACGUCAGUAUGAUGUCAUACAGGGUUUUCAGGCCUCCUUAAGCCCCCCGUUGCUAGAUAAGGUUCGAAAAUUGCCGGAGGUGGACUACGUACAGGAAUUAAACAAGGCCCGUUUGGGGGGUACUACGGCGAAUUGGAACCUCGACCGUAUCGACCAGGAUCGUUUGCCGCUAGACAAUCACUACAACGUGGUUGGAACCGGCCAGGGUGUCAAUGUGUAUGUCAUUGAUACUGGGAUCAACCCAAAACACUAUGAUUUUGGAGGCAGAGCGAGUGUACUAUUCGACGCAAAUGGCGGCAAUGGUUUGGACUGUAACGGCCACGGCAGUCAUGUAGCAGGUACUAUUGGAGGGACUGUGUUUGGCGUAGCGAAAGGAGUCAAUAUCUUCAGCCUUAAAGUUCUGCCAGCUUGUUCUGAGGAGUCAGAUGAGGGUAAAAUCAUUCAAGCUUUUGAAUAUCUGGUGACCAGAGUUCAGAGUCCAGCUGUUGUGUCCAUGUCCAUCUACGUUCCUGGUGGAUCCGCCUACCUUGAUGACGUCGUCAGGAACUUCAUCCUCAAGACUAAUACAACAGUCGUCGUGUGUGCUGGAAACGACGACACCGACGCCUGCUCUGAUUCGCCAGGCAGGGUAGCCGAGGUUCUGACUGUUGGUGCCGUCGAUGAUGAUGAUAACCGGGCAAGUUUCUCCAACUACGGCUCAUGUGUAGACGUGUACGCUCCGGGUGUCGACAUCCUCAGUGCUUCAUAUAGAGGAGAAUAUUACGUAGAAAGGUACUCCGGAACAUCAAUGGCGUGCCCUCACGUUUCUGGUGCCGUUGCCCUCAUGUUGGAGCUAACACAAAACUUGUCCACAAAUGAAACCCAUAAGACGAUAGUGGAACAAGCUACCACUGGAGUCAUUCAGGAUCCAAAAGGGGCCAAUCUCUUGCUGCGAGUCAAUUGAUUGAAUAGUGUAUCACAGGAGCGUUAUCGGAAGACAAAAACAUCUUCGGUAUUCGUCGGGGGUUUCAUGAGCCAAAUACAAUCGGACCUGUUCUUAGUGGAUUUUAUUUCAUGUCAUUCAUUCAUUCAUUCUGGUUGUGAAGCAAUGGUUCGAACUUAAUCAAUGUAGGCCUACUAGCCAAGAACCCAUUAAAGUGAGAGCAGAAGAAAAAGUUUCAGGAAAAACCCCAGAUAAUUAUUCCAGGGAAAGACCCUUGAAAACCCACGCAGCCACCAGAGGGACGGAAAACCCUAUACACGAAGUGCCCCUUGUGAAUUUGAACCAGGGUCCUUGGGACUUAAUUGUCAAGACGUGGACUAGAACCCUGAUCAGAAACACCAGAACCAAAGUGAGACAAUACAUUGAAGGAAGUUUCAGGAAAACCCCAGAAAAUUAUGUCAGGGAAGACCCUGGAAAACCAUCAGUGGAUCGUGGAUGAAGUUUCGAAGUUGGUUUCAAGUCACGUUUAGUCCCCCCCCCAAAAAAAAAAAAACUUGUAAUUGUCGUUGGUUUGUUUUCAUACUGUCAGAUCGAUUAACCAUAGACGUUUUGUACCAAACACAAGACUACAUCUAUUUUAUACCCCAAAGAACCACCUGUACAUGCACAUGUACUGCAUAAUACAGAUGCAGUGAGGUAAUAAGUCACAUGUAGAGCCGUGGUGCGCCCUCUUUUGACAAAGUUACACCUCGCAUGACGUCAUGGGCUCGAUUGAAAAAAAUUAUCUCUUUCUGAAAAUGAUCCAUGUUCCAAGACUGAUACUAGGGUUGAGUAGCCAACCGGAAGGGAGGUUAACAUUUUUGGGAAUUGUUGACUCUUUAAAAUAAAUAUGAUAGAAUAUCUAUAUAAUUGUAAGUCGGAAUUCUAACAUGAUUUUCAAAUUACGUGUUUUGUAGGAAAUAGGUAAUGACUCUUUUCAGACAACUCUGAUUAGCUUAAUUAAUGAGUCCAUGGUGACUCUGUUCUUCGAAAUAUAUUGAACUUUUGAGAUGUCAAAUAAAACUGCGAACAAAUACUGUAAUAGUA